Molecule: messenger RNA, 3350 nt
Organism: Brienomyrus brachyistius
Lineage: Eukaryota; Metazoa; Chordata; Actinopteri; Osteoglossiformes; Mormyridae
Product: microtubule-associated protein RP/EB family member 3-like
Exons: 8
Coding region: 371-1201 (276 amino acids)
Biological process (GO): spindle assembly; protein localization to microtubule plus-end; regulation of microtubule polymerization or depolymerization
Cellular component (GO): microtubule plus-end; cytoplasmic microtubule; microtubule organizing center
Molecular function (GO): microtubule plus-end binding
Source: RefSeq, a predicted model, not a curated record
UGACACGACACCAAAUAAAUGCUUAUUGUGUAUUAUAAUCCUGUUCUCCCCCAUAUUAAAAAGUAACAAUUAGACAUCGCGACGGAAGAUGAACAUUAGUUGCGCAGACAUCCUAAAGCGGUCUCCAGUAUGCCCACCAUAAGGGGGAAGAGCGCAGGCGCACGGCAGCUGUGCGCUGCAGACCGAGCGGCGGCGGUGGUGGGGGCGGCCGGGGAGCAGCCACGGGACCGCGCAGGAGCGCAGCAAGCACAGCGGCGACUGUCAGCCUAGAAAUACGGGGGGCCUUCGGAUCACGGCUCUUCCUGCACCCACAUACCCAAAGUAAACAUUUUAGCUGUUUAUUCCAGAACAGCCAUUUUAAAGCUGGAGGAUGGCGGUGAAUGUCUACUCCACGUCUGUAACCAUCGAGAACUUGAGCCGGCAUGACAUGCUGGCUUGGGUUAACGAUUCCCUGCAGCUCACCUACACCAAGAUCGAGCAGCUGUGCUCAGGUGCGGCUUACUGCCAGUUCAUGGACAUGUUGUUUCCAGGCUGCAUACUCCUGAAGAAAGUGAAAUUCCAAGCCAAACUGGAACACGAAUACAUACACAACUUUAAAGUGUUACAAGCAGCUUUCAAAAGAAUGAAUGUUGACAAAAUAAUCCCUGUAGAAAAGUUAGUGAAAGGAAAAUUCCAGGACAACUUUGAGUUUGUGCAGUGGUUCAAGAAGUUCUUCGACGCCAAUUACGACGGGAAGGAGUAUGACCCCUUACAGGCUCGGCAAGGCCAAGACGUGGCCCCGCCCCUCAAUCCAGGUGAACACAUUUCCCACAAACCCAAGAAACCUUGCGGCGCUCCAGUUCCACAGAGGACGUCCCCGACAGUACCCAAAAAUAUGCCCACACCACAAAGAGCGCUCAACACCACUUCUAUGAGGAAGAACCCCCCGAUCGCUCGGAAUGGCGGUAGCGAUGCAGAGAUCUUGGAGCUAAAUCAACAGCUAAUGGAGUUGAAACUGACCGUGGACGGCCUGGAGAAGGAGCGGGAUUUCUACUUCAGCAAAUUGCGAGACAUCGAGCUUAUCUGCCAAGAGCAUGAAAAUGAAAACAACCCAGUCAUCACCAAGAUCAUCGAUAUUCUCUAUGCUACGGAGGAUGGCUUCGCUGCACCUGAAGAUGAAGACAUUGAUGAGCAGCCACACUUGGACCCAGAUGAAUACUAAACCCUCAGUCCCUACCACUCCUAUCUUCUCCAUCCGUCACUGCUUCUCUCUUGUCUCUCUUUGAACUUCCUCAUCCUCAAGGCCAUUGCACGUGUCGCUUCCAUCCCUGCCUCUCUUCCUCUUCCUCUCCAUCCCCGACUCUCUUUGUGCGUUCCACGUUGACUUCCUAGGACGAACGGCUGUUUUCCCGUCCCAUCGCACGCAGAGUAGCGACAGCAGCAAGCUGAAAGCGUUUCGGCACGGCGAGUUCAGAGACGAAUGAUGUAAAAUCAAGGCAGUAGGGAUAGGGUUAGACCGCGGACUGAGCUGUAAAUAUUUUCGAGAGAAAAGACUGGAAAGCUUGUAUCCCCCAAAUACAGGUAACCCACUUCCCUGAGAUUUGUUUUCUCAGCUCUGGAAGUUCAUGCCAUAUAGAGAUCCUCUUUUUUAACGUCAGGUGUGCAACCCUCAUCCCAUAGUCUAGCCAUCGAUACUGUACGAAAAUGGAAAAAAAAACACUACAGAACAAUGAAACAAAAUUGACACGUCUUUAUUUUUUCUUAGUUUACUCCGUACGUUGCAUAUUGUUUCCAUUGAUAAAUAACAAUUGAAAACGGCGAUGGUUACUGCACGUUAACGUAAGUUGUGUUAACAGCUUAUUUGUAUUUGAACCUAAGCAUGAAGCUUUUUUUGUCUUUCUCGUUGGUUUCUUUUUAAUUAAUUUUAAUGGGGGGAGGGAUAGUUCCCUCGAGGAAAAAUAAAGACACCAGUAAUACUAGUAAUGGUAAUGAAGACGACUAAAUUUCAAUAUCUGUUGGCUAGUCAUUCUCAAGUACACUAUAGUAUGCUAUUGAGCAUGUGAAUGUUGUAUACCAUAUUGAAAGUGUAAGGGCAUUGUAUGCUCUUAACGUUAUUUUUUUUACGGGGAGUUUUCUUGGGUUCUCGGUGUAAUGAUGACGGAUCAUGGUGACGUUUUUGGUUUGUCGUUACGAGGAAUGUGACAUUUUCCGAUGGACAUGACGUCGUAUCAAUGCCUGAUAUUUACUGUACACACGGCGCAGCAGUUUGACCGUUCAGUGUUACUGUGAAAUAUUUAUUCUGGGGGCCUAACUUUUUAAUGUUAGGAGACCACACGCUUAACGCAUGUAAGGGAGGUAAAAUCUUAAAUGACUGACAUUAUUGAUUUAGAGCUUGAGUUUUUUUUUGCCACUAUUUAUUUGUUUCUUUUGUUUAUAUGUUUUUUUUUUUUUAACAUUGUGCACCUUAAACCCAUUAAGUUGCGAUAACAUGGCAGAAUGGACCUGGAGAAACCAAUAACUGGGUGGUUUAAUGACCAGAAUAAUCAACAAGGGGCAGCCGCUGUUGGCAUCACGGUUGAGCCCCCUCUUCUGCUCCUGUAAUUCAGCCAUUAGCCAACACCCCCCCUCCCCCCCCCGCCCCCCUAACAUUCUCGCAUUGACUUGUCUGAUUUAAAUACUGUGGCCAUAACAGUGAUGUGCAAAGUUUGGCAUCUGUUUUGAGUUUUACUAAGUAAAUAAACUUGUGUGGAAAAACACAAGUGUGGAGACCUUUCUGUCUGCUCUCUUUCCACAUGGGAAGGUUCUGAGGUGCUGAAACAUCUUCUUUCAGUUUCUCAGCCAUUGAGAUUCCUGCAUUACAGAUUUGACAUUUAGAUCCAUCACUGAAUUAGAUGCCUCAGAGCAUGGACAAGCUUAUUAUCAAUGAGUCAUUUUACAUAUUUUUUACAUAGCAUUUUAUCAGCAUUGUGGACGAUACUUCAAAUGGACUUUUGCAUGGAAUUACCCAGUAUGACUUGACUUACAGUUUCCUUAUGGUGAAAGCUGCAUAGAGCAGAUGCAGUCGCAAUGUAUGAUCACGAGGCAGGUAGUGUCUCUAGGGUUGGGGAAUCGAAUCCUGACUCUGUGUGUUGGAUUCCCUUACAAACUCAAGCCUGUGGUACAGGGGAGAAUCCCCAGAUCUUUUUUUUAACGUGGGGGGCAUAAGAGGGCCCACAAUUCACACAGAGGGACUAACCUUAUCAUUAGCCAAUGAUAUCGUUUGAAUUGCUGAAUGACAGGGGAGGUAGCACUCCUGGGCCAAUCAGUUUUCACCUGGGGCUAGUAUGUAACAGUGUCGGUUUGUGCCCUGCAUUAAACUGGUGUUUCUUCUG